This is a messenger RNA of Effrenium voratum, 786 nucleotides long. Lineage: Eukaryota; Dinophyceae; Suessiales; Symbiodiniaceae. The record is from the annotation of a GenBank genome assembly.
AGGACAAGUGCAAGAUCGGCAUGGACGUGGCCGCUUCCGAGUUCAAGGUGGAAGGUGCAGACUGCUAUGACCUGGGCACCUGGUAUCCUGAUGCUGAGAAGACCCCGGAGCUGAAGAUGACGGGAGAGACGCUGGCAGACUUCUAUGCCGACCUGUGCAAGAACUAUCCACUGAUCACCAUUGAGGAUCCGUUUGAUCAGGAUGAUUGGGCGGCAUGGACCACAUUCACAAGCAAGGUGGGAGGACCGACUCAGGUUGUAGGAGACGAUCUGACCGUCACGAACGUGUCCCGUGUGAAGAAGGCCAUUGAUGACAAGGCCUGCAACGCCCUGCUGCUGAAGGUGAACCAGAUUGGCACUGUCUCCGAGUCCAUUGAGGCAGUGAAGCUGUGCAAAACCAACGGAUGGGGCGUGAUGUGCUCGCACCGCUCUGGUGAGACUGAGGACACGACCAUUGCGGAUUUGGCAGUGGGACUGUGCACGGGGCAGAUCAAGACCGGGGCGCCUUGCCGCUCUGACCGCAACGCCAAGUACAACCAGCUGAUGCGCAUCGAGGAGGAGCUUGGCGACAAGUGCAGCUACGCAGGUGAGACCUGGCGCAAGCCAGUGUGGAUGGCCUAGUUUCCGAAUUGUUUUGAAGCUUAGCCGAACUUCCGGGAGGUGCACCUUGCUACCUUUUGCCGUGCACUAGGUGGUUUGUGCACAAUUGCUGCUGCUGGCGCUGUUUGGCGCAAUGUGCUUCUUUUCCACACAUACCGUCAGCGACAGCUCUCUCAGACCACAGACC